This is a messenger RNA of Neopelma chrysocephalum (saffron-crested tyrant-manakin), 1933 nucleotides long. RefSeq names its product N-acetylneuraminate synthase (gene NANS). The coding region runs from base 68 to 1147 and encodes 359 amino acids. Gene Ontology annotation, molecular function: N-acylneuraminate-9-phosphate synthase activity. Lineage: Eukaryota; Metazoa; Chordata; Aves; Passeriformes; Pipridae. The transcript is spliced from 6 exons. Gene Ontology annotation, biological process: carbohydrate biosynthetic process. The record is from RefSeq and is a predicted model, not a curated record.
CGCAGUCGCGGGCGGGCGGGCGGAGGAGGUGGUGCCGUCUCGCGAGUCGCAGUGUCGGCGUGUCACAAUGCCGAGGGAGAUCGAGCUGUGCCCCGGGCGGCGCGUCGGCGGCGACCAGCCGUGCUUCAUCAUCGCCGAGAUCGGGCAGAACCACCAGGGCGACCUGGAGAUCGCCAAGCGCAUGAUCCGCAUGGCCAAGGAAUGUGGAGCAGACUGUGCUAAGUUCCAGAAGAGUGAACUGGAGUACAAAUUCAACAAGAAAGCCUUAGAAAGGCCCUACACCUCUAAACACUCCUGGGGAAAGACCUAUGGGGAGCACAAGCGCCACUUGGAGUUUAGCCAUGACCAAUACAGAGAGCUAAAGAAGUAUGCAGAGGAGAUUGGCAUUUUCUUCACAGCUUCUGGCAUGGAUGAGAUGGCUGUGGAAUUUCUUCAUGAGCUGGAUGUUCCAUUUUUCAAAGUAGGAUCAGGAGAUACAAAUAAUUUUCCAUAUUUGGAAAAGACUGCAAAGAAGGGUCGCCCAAUGGUGAUUUCCAGCGGCAUGCAGUCCAUGAACACAAUGCAUCAGGUUUAUCAGAUUGUGAAGCCCAUCAAUCCAAACUUCUGCUUCCUGCAGUGCACCAGUGCUUACCCACUUCAGCCAGAGGAUGUCAAUCUCCGUGUUAUAUCGGCGUAUCAGUCAGCUUUUCCUGAUAUCCCCAUCGGCUAUUCGGGACAUGAAACUGGCAUAGCCAUUUCAGUGGCAGCUGUUGCUAUGGGUGCUAAAGUAGUGGAACGCCACGUGACCCUUGACAAAACAUGGAAAGGAAGCGACCACCAGGCAUCUCUGGAGCCAGAUGAACUGGUGGAGUUGGUGAAAGCCAUCCGUACUGUGGAAAAAGCAAUGGGUUCUCCAAUCAAACAACUCUUGCCCUGUGAAAUGGCUUGCAAUGAAAAGCUGGGAAAGUCUGUUGUGGCGAAAGUGGCAAUUCCUGAAGGUGCCGUCCUGACACUCGACAUGCUGACCGUGAAGGUGGGAGAGCCGAAGGGAUUUCCCCCAGAAUCCAUCUUUGAUCUGGUGGGCCAGAAGGUUAAAAAAAGUAUCGAAGAAGAUGAAACCAUCACUGAGCAAGUAGUGGAAAAUCAUGUAAAAAAAGUGAAGUGCUAAACCAAAGCACUCCACUCCAUGUUUCAUGAUGUACUACUGCACAGCAUAUUUAAGUGUAGCAAAGAAAGGGGCAUAAUUAUGGGGAUCCAAGCAGGUUAGCAUUUUCAGGUUCUCAUUAGUAGGAAGUUUCUGAAGCAAGGGGAUAUAAAGUAUGAAGAGCAUUUUAUUAGAAACUGUAUAGCAUUGUGCCUAGGAAAUACCGUGCUCCUCCCUUCUCCAUUCCACUUAACUUAGAUUAAUUCGGAGUUCUGCCAAAUCUGAGACCACAGUCUGUGAUUUCUGGCUUCCCUUUCUGUUAAGAAUACAGUAAAUCAUAAGAAUUUUUCGUACUAGAAAACUUUCUACUAGAACAACUUCUGAGUUGUUCUAACCCCUUAUCUUUUGAUAUUCCUUUCUUUUCUGCCCACUUGCCUCACCCCUGUAAUAGCAGGACUCUAUCUGGAGUUGAAGGCAGCUAAGUGAAAGUUCACAUACCCUGAACAGAAAACUACACAUGCAACCUGAUGAAUUUUUCUCGAGAUGAAAGCCUUAAGAUGAAAAGACUUGUGAUAAAACAGUGGGUUGCAGGAAUCUGCACUCUGUGGGAAAAUGGGCUUCUUGAGAAAUGUUUUCAAGAGACAGUACCAAGAAAGGAAGCAUACUGGAUAUGUAGAAUGGUCCCAUUUAAGGGGCAAGAGAACCUUUUUGUGAACUGAAAGGCAGGAGGGCAAGCCAGACAGAUUAAGCAGGUGAGAAAAGUAGCUCUGACAUGAAUCAGUGGAAAUAAACUUAACCUAUGCUUUAAAA